AUGAGUAUGGAUUGCGGAACAAUAUGUCCGAUCUGUUUUUCGGAGUAUACGUCUGCAGGAAGCCAUAGGAUUGCUGCUCUUGGAUGUGGACAUUUGUUUGGAAGCCAGUGUAUCCAGAAGUGGGCUGGGAAAAAGGCCAAGAUUCAAUGCCCGCUAUGCACCACAACAACAUCUUCAAAGCAGAUCAGAGCAAUAUAUGCAUCAAAGGUUGUAGCAGUGGACAAUUCAAAUGAGCAGAUACUAUACGAAAAAUUGCAGAACGAGGAAAAGGAAAAAAUGGGGUACAUGGAGAGCAAUGCAAGCCUUUUGGCACAGAUAGAGCAACUCAAGUGCGAUCUCAUGAUUGCUAAGAGCAAGAUUCUCAAAGGACCAUGCACUAAUCUGCAUAUAAACAGAGAAUUUGCCAUUAGGACAGGCCUGAAUCCUCUUGGCACAUUGAUAGAGUACGAUGAUCCAGGAUGUAUUCUGAUCCUUACAUACAAACAGGGCAAUGCAGUGGGUAUACGUAAGCUUGGAUGCCAUGACUUUAGUAAAAAGGAGAUUGUUGUGCUUGGAGAGGGCCCAGAAAUACGAGCAAUUGCAAUGAGUCCUUUUGCAGAUGGAGUCGGCCUGGUUGCAGUAGGCAUGACUUUGAAUGCUAUUAACAUAUACAAUGGAAAUGUUAUUUCGACAUGCAAUAUUCAAUGUGCAAUAUCAAGUGUAUGCUUUGAUGAGGAAGACAAGAGCAUGGUAUAUUGCGGAGAUGAUAGUGGAUGCAUACAUUUUGUCAAUAUCUCACAGGCAUUGGUGCUCAAAAGCAUCAAGAUAUGCAAGACAUCCAUUCAUUCAAUAUGCAGGAAGGGGAUGGAUGUUUUUGCAUGUACAUUUCACAAUGCAUACAGGGUUCUUUUUUCUGGAGAAUGCAUUCCUUAUAUUUUAGAUAUGGAGCCUUAUUCUAUCUGUACAAGCAUGCAUGGAUGCACCGGCCAUGCUCUUUUUACACUUCGUGAUGCAGACUUUGGAAUAAGACAUUUUCUGUGCUCUAGAAAGGAAGUUUACUUCAGGACAGGUGUUAAGCAAAUAAGACGGCACAGAGACAGGAUACACGGUGAUUAUCUGUAUGUGUCUGAUGACAGCCACAAUUCUAUUAGAGUGGUUGAUAUGCAUUCACUUGAUGUAGUGUAUACAUAUACCUUCAAGGAGCAGAUUUUGGACUUCUGUGUUACUAGCCAUCUGAUGAUUGUUCUAACAAGGGCAUUAAUUCAUGUGUUCUCUAGCAAUCACUCUUCGAAAUUGAAAGGUCAGGCUCGGUCGAUUGAUGAUUGUAAUGAGGAAUAG
Ordospora pajunii is the source of this 1317-nucleotide messenger RNA. RefSeq names its product putative RING domain-containing protein. NCBI's taxonomy places the organism in Eukaryota, Fungi, Microsporidia, Ordosporidae. The record is from RefSeq and is a predicted model, not a curated record. Gene Ontology annotation, cellular component: nucleus. Gene Ontology annotation, molecular function: protein binding; ubiquitin-protein transferase activity. Bases 1 to 1317 code for a protein of 438 amino acids. Gene Ontology annotation, biological process: protein ubiquitination; interstrand cross-link repair. The transcript has a single exon.